AGUAUUAUAUAUUUUUUUUAUAAAUAAAAAAACGAAAGCCCAAUAUCUUCCAACUCUUUCUCAGCACAAAAAGAAGCAGAAAACAAACAGAGUUCCCACAAACAACUAUUCUGUACGAAAUACUUCGUAUAUUAUUAAUGGAAGACUAAUCUUUGAACUCAUCUUGCUUUGACUAAGAUCAAUCAAUGGCGAUGAACUCAUGGAAGCAGAAAGAAUUUGGAUUCAUCAUAAUUUAUGCAAUUUGUUUCUACAUCUUCAUCAUCAACCGCUCUCUUAAAAUUUCCCACGAUCACUAUCAACAGCUUUGGGGUCUUCGACCUGGAUGGCUUGCGAAUCGACUCAAUGAUGUUUCGGAUGGCCAAUGGAGAAACUUCCGUGGAAACAUUCCAAUUCUUUCGGCUGUUUUUGGUGCGUUCACCGUUUUAGCCACAAGUUUGCAGAAAACCUGCCAGCUAAGAGCUAAUGGGAUGUCUAUAGUCUGGCUUAUGGUAUCUUUGAUUUACUUAAUUUAUCUACAUGGAGCUUGUGUCCUUUUCAUCCUGUCAAUCGCUUCACUCAAUUUUCUUCUUGUCAAGAUUUUUGCUAGGACAAAGUACUUCCCGUAUGUUUUGUGGACCUUCAAUGUGUUUUUCCUAAUUUGUAAUCGUGUUUAUGAAGGAUAUUCUUUCUCCAUCUUGGGGCGUCAGUGGGCAUAUUUGGACAAUUUCCGGGGUACAUUCAGGUGGCACAUUUGCUUUAACUUUGUUGCACUGCGCAUGAUAAGCUUUGGAUGUGAUUACCACUGGGCACAAAAAGAUUCUCGCUUUGAUCAAGAGAAGCAUAUUCAGCGAUGCUCAAUUUGUAAAUCAGGAAGAACAUGCUACUUAUCCUUACAGGAGAGGAGCUUAGAGGAGGACAAAUACUCAUACAUCAUAUACUUGUGUUACUUGUUAUAUGCUCCACUUUAUAUUGCUGGACCUAUAAUUAGUUUCAAUGCAUUUGCGUCACAGAUAGAUCGGCCGCAGAAUACAUAUUUGCCCAAAGAUGUGGCUCUUUAUGGGUUAACAUGGGCCUUUUCUCUUUGUCUUGUUGAGCUAAUAACCCAUUUCUUUUAUUACAACGCCUUUGCUACAAGUGGCUUGUGGAAACAGCUAUCAGCUUUGGAUGUCUUUAUCAUCGGGUAUGGGGUCCUAAAUUUCAUGUGGUUGAAGUUUCUUCUCAUUUGGCGGUUCUUCCGAUUUUGGUCAUUGCUUAAUGGCAUUGAAGCUCCUGAAAAUAUGCCUAAAUGCAUCAACAAUUGCCACAAUUUGGAGAGUUUUUGGAAAAGUUGGCAUGCAUCCUUCAACAAGUGGCUUGUGAGGUACCUUUACAUCCCUCUGGGUGGCGCACAAACAAAGUUGCUAAAUGUGUGGGUUAUAUUCACCUUUGUUGCUAUCUGGCAUGAUUUGGAAUGGAAGCUUCUAUCUUGGGCAUGGCUGACAUGUAUCUUCUUCAUCCCAGAAAUAUUAUUGAAAUCAGCAGCGAAGGCUUUUAAGGUGGAGAGUACUUUCUGGAAGUUUUUCUUUGAGGAACUGAGUGCAAUUUCUGGGGCUGUAACAAUUACUUGUCUCAUGAUUGCUAACCUUGUCGGCUUUGUUGUUGGGCCGUCAGGAAUCAAUUUCUUGAUUUCUGGUUUCCUUCAUAAAGAAGGACUUCCUGUACUCGCUGGCAUAUUUUUCACCUUCUAUCUAGGAACAAAGCUUAUGUUUCAUAUUCGUGAUGCCAGACAAAAAUCAUCUUGAGUUGACAAUGGAAAUACUAUUACUGAUUUGGCUGUAAAUGAUUCUGUGGGGACUUCUGACAUGAAUACAUUCGCUUGAGCGAUCAUAUCAGUUGAGCUUCAGAUACCGUAUCAUAUGCUGGACUGCUUGAGGCUUGAAAGCUGUGACAUUAUGGUCUUGAAUCUCAAGACAUUAAGAAGGAAAUAUUUUUGCAGCAUUGCAAGUCAAUAUUCGAUGUGUAGGCGACUUCUGGUGAGAAGACAUUUAUUCUAAAGAUUUUCGCAAGGAAAUUUUGUGUACAAUCGGUAGAGCUGGCACCAUGUUUCACGUCAGCCUGAUUGAUCCAAACUUUAUGAAUCUCUGUAAAAUUCAGUGGUUUGUAUUGUAAACAUGCAGAUUAAAACCCUUCUAAGAUUAUCUAUUUCAAAUGAAGUGAACUACACAAGCAAUUAAGAGUCAAUUUUUCAGUUGAUA
Molecule: messenger RNA, 2213 nt
Organism: Chenopodium quinoa (quinoa)
Lineage: Eukaryota; Viridiplantae; Streptophyta; Magnoliopsida; Caryophyllales; Amaranthaceae
Product: putative membrane-bound O-acyltransferase C24H6.01c
Exons: 19
Coding region: 186-1760 (524 amino acids)
Cellular component (GO): endoplasmic reticulum
Molecular function (GO): acyltransferase activity
Source: RefSeq, a predicted model, not a curated record